Messenger RNA from Megalops cyprinoides (Indo-Pacific tarpon), 2483 nucleotides. RefSeq names its product trafficking protein particle complex 14 (gene trappc14). Gene Ontology annotation, cellular component: TRAPPII protein complex. NCBI's taxonomy places the organism in Eukaryota, Metazoa, Chordata, Actinopteri, Elopiformes, Megalopidae. Gene Ontology annotation, biological process: cilium assembly. The transcript is spliced from 11 exons. Bases 246 to 2021 code for a protein of 591 amino acids. The record is from RefSeq and is a predicted model, not a curated record. Gene Ontology annotation, molecular function: alpha-tubulin binding.
GUGUCGGUGGGUCUGGGUUGUGACUGUGGGACAAAAUGACUCGUAGUCGAAAUGAUUGCGAUUGUUACUGAAUAAAGGCAAGCUUCACUCGCUGCCAUUCAUCAAAAUACCACGCUGCGAAAAAGAGUACUCAUUAUUUCUCAGCGCAUAGGUGGAAACAGGGAACACAAAAGGGAAAGAAGACGAAGGUGUAUUCAUCCCGGAUAUAGCAGCGAUCUGUAGCUAGCUGGCUAUUUAUUUUAACGAUGGUUUUAAUGAUGGAAUCUCAGUGCGAGUAUUUUAUGUAUUUUCCUGCCGUUCCCAUCUCGGACUUAUCAGACCCGGCAAGGUACCGGACCCUUCCACGUCGCAGUCAUCUCUACCUCGGCGAGACCGUCCGCUUCUUGCUUGUUUUGCGCUGUCGGGAUGCGUCGGGGAGUGGGGGAGCAGGUGUCGGCGGGUCGGAGUGCACCAGCGGUCGCGCUUGGAGAGAACUGGCGGGGUCUCUGUGCGCUGUUGCCAGUGUCAGCCCUGGUGAAAGCAGACAGCGAUCACAGCCCUAUCACGACUACCAGAGCAGCGGAGACGAGGGUGCAGAGGAGGCCGAUGACGAAGAUACUGCAGCAGCAAGCACGGGCAGAGGGGACGGGAGGAACCGUGGCUUCAGGGAUUGCAAGCCGCUUCUUAUACAUAAUAACACGGGCAGUGGCGGGCGGGAGUAUCGCAGGGCUCCGCUGCAGUCACCAUUGGAUGAGCCAGUGGUACUGACAGAUGAGGUCAUCUUCCCCUUGACGGUGUCUCUCGACAAACUCCCUGUCAGCACUCUCAAGGUUAAGAUCAUAGUGACGGUGUGGAAGCGGGACGUGGAGAAGGCGGAGGUUCGGGAGCACGGAUACCUCACCAUUCUGCAGCAGCGCAGCCCCACCCACACCUUCCGCCACGACCUGAACACCUUCAAGGCCCAGGUCAGCACCACGUUGACUGUUCUGCCACCCCCUACCGUGAGGUGCCAGCAGAUGACCGUGUCAGGGAAGCACCUGACCGUCCUAAAAGUGUUAAACGCGUGUUCCCAGGAAGAGGUGUGUGUUCGUGACGUGCGGAUUCUGCCCAACUUCAACGCGUCCUACCUCCCCAUGAUGCCCGACGGGUCUGUCCUGCUCGUCGAUAACGUCUGCCAUCAGUCAGGUGAGGUCGCCAUGGCGUCCUUUUACCGGAUGGACAGCCUGUCCUGCCACCUUCCCAGCAUGCUCAGCGCCCUGGAGGAGCACAACUUCCUUUUCCAGCUGCAGCUCAGUGACCAGCCGCAGGAGGACACCAAGGAGGGUCUGGAGGUGCCUUUGGUGGCAGUGCUGCAGUGGUCCACUCCCAAACUGCCGUUCACCAACUGCAUCUACACGCAUUACAGGUUGCCUAGCGUCAGGCUGGACCGCCCGCGGUUUGUGAUGACCGCCAGCUGCCCGAGUGCGGUCAAGGCCCGGGAGCACUUCCAGGUCCGGUACACGCUGCUCAACAACCUGCAGGACUUCCUGGCCGUCCGACUGGUCUGGACCCCUGAGGGUCGAGGUCAGAGUGAGGACCAAGCGGUCAGUGCUGUGGUGUGUCACUCUCCUCUCAGUAACCUGGGUCACUGUCAAAAGGGCAGCACCCUCUCUUUCACCGUGGCCUUCCAAAUCUUGAGGGCGGGGCUCUUUGAGCUCAGUCAGCACAUGAAACUGAAGUUGCAGUUCACUGCCUCGGUCUCGAACCCGCCUCCUGAGGCCCGACCCCUGUCCCGCAAGAACAGCCCGUCCAGCCCGGCGGUGCGGGACCUGUUGGACCGGCACCAGGCCAGUCUGGGCCGCUCCCAGUCCUUCUCCCACCAGCAGCCCUCACGAUCCCACCUCAUGAGGACGGGGAGUGUCAUGGAGCGCCGCGCCAUCACCCCUCCUGUGGGCUCUCCCAUUGGCCGGCCACUCUACCACCCCCAGGAGAAGGCCAUCCUCUCCCUGGACAAGAUCGCCAAGAGGGAGUGCAAAGUACUGGUGUUGGAGCCGGUCAGUUAAAGAGAGAGGGUGGAGGGGACAUGCUGACAGGAAGACACACAAGCCUACUAUGAAAGACACCGGUGACAGAAUCAGAGAGACUGACAGGCAUAGACAACAGUACAGAGGGGAAACUGAAGGACAGGAGAGCAGAUCUAUAUAUAUAUAAAGACCAUGACAAUGACUUCCAAUAGAAAACCUUGAUCCAGUGGUGGACUGCUAGGGACGGACAAGCUUGUAUUAUUAAAGACAGACGGACGGGAUGUCUCGCGGUUUCAGGACAGAGACUUGCGCCACAGACUCGGUCGACCCGCUACACGGACACACGCAGUAUGCAGCCUGACGCGUCCGCACGCGGUCACGCGCACACAGACACAUGGAGAGACUUAAGACAUAGCCAAGCCAUUUUAGAGUCUCCUCACCAAGGAAAACGGGAGAACGUCUAUAGGUAUUUAACUUGUAUUUUCAUUUCGACUUCUCAGA